Molecule: messenger RNA, 1623 nt
Organism: Drosophila teissieri
Lineage: Eukaryota; Metazoa; Arthropoda; Insecta; Diptera; Drosophilidae
Exons: 1
Coding region: 302-664 (120 amino acids)
Source: RefSeq, a predicted model, not a curated record
GAUUAGCGACCAUGAGUGCGACGAAGGUGUAUUUUUUUCGCUAUUCGCGAGAACUUUACGACACUUUUUAGGUAAUGAAUGGGAUUACAUUUUUUUAAUCCACCACCACCCGUCGGCUGUAAAAAAAUUAGCGGCAAAAAAGCAGUGCAUUCAGGUCAGUUUUUGGUCUGGAAAACCGAUUGACCUGCGGCCACGGGUCUCAUGAAUGGGCAGGUCAGAAAAAGGUAAAAAGAUUGCAUAUAAAUUAAGCCAGCCACUCUGAUGCAACCAGCAAACGGAGUCAAGUAACCGCACAGUCAAGAUGCGUUUCAUCCAGCAAAACAAGCAAGUUAAAGAUAACUCCAAAGAGAAUCCCUCCCAGAACUCAAUGGAAUCACCACCAAAGUCACCCACCGCCGCAUAUGCAAUGUUCAUGCACCGCGAAGAGUUGAGGAGGAGGAAAAUCCAAGUCUCUCGGGUUUCAGCCACCAAAAUUCACCUGACCAGCGAACUAAUCGCUCGAACCAAGCAGAAUAUACGGCAGUGCAGCUUCGAGGAUCUGGAGAUUCUGGCCAGAGAGACGCUCUUCAAGAAGAAUCUGCAAAGGCAUCUCUACUAUCGACGCAUGCACAUCCAUCAACUGAUGCUGAGCAAAAAGAAGCAGCAGGCCAAGGAAAAGAAGUGAAGAGAUAAAUUUAAGAUAAAGAUAAGUUAUUUAGUAUGGUAACAGCAAAAGUGAUUUUUACAUGCAUAAAUAUUAUAAACCUAAAUUAAGAACAAUAAAACACCUAAAAAUUACAAAAACUGGAAUAGUCGAUAAAGGGAGAAAUGGGAAAACAUUUUCCUUCUAAGAAACUUUUUAACAAUGCCACCGAACCUCCUUUAAGUUCAUAAAUAGUCCUUUCCACUUUAAGUAAACGACCUCACCCAUUACAAUCAAGAAUAUCUGAGAUGCGGUCGAAAAGAUAUGGCUUAACCCAAACUAAAAACUUAAAUUAAACUUCAGUCAUUUGUAAAAGCCAAUGUGAAGGGACAAAUGCCCCUCACAUUCACUUCUUAUCUUUGCCCCGGCAAAAGUGCAAUUUUCCAUUUAAAUAUUUGAUUAUGUAUACGUAUACGUAUCAGUAUACGUAUAAGUAUUCCCCAGUCGUAAUUGUCAGAGAGCAAAGUGUCGGCGUCGACCUGCACUUGUAAUGGGUGUAAAAACAAAUUUGCACAUGAUUACCAAAAAACCCGGUUGGCAAAACUGCGAACAUUUAAUACAACUCAAACAAAAUGGGGGGCGUUGCAUAAAUUUGCACAGGCCAAGGGGGGGGUGUAGAAAAAUUCUUGCCUUUUUAGACUACAUAAAUUUUAAUUAAAUGUCACUCAUACGCCAUGUACGCCAAGCACAAUGUUGAGCCAUCGUGUAUUUGCCCGCGUGUGUGUGUCUGUGUGCGUGCAACGGAGUGGCGUUGGUGCGAUAGUGUGAGUGCUGUGUCUGUGAGUGGUGCGACAAAUGAAUGCACAUGAAAGUGGCGCACGAAUUACACUUUAUUGAACAGCAGCAGCACCAUCAGCAGCAGGAGCCAGGAUGGGGAGCCACGGACCAAGGACGGAGGACAAUGGCGACGAGAGUGGAGCUCAUCUAAAGCGAAGCGUAAA